Penicillium vulpinum is the source of this 1623-nucleotide messenger RNA. RefSeq lists its product as uncharacterized. Bases 1 to 1623 code for a protein of 540 amino acids. The record is from RefSeq and is a predicted model, not a curated record. Lineage: Eukaryota; Fungi; Ascomycota; Eurotiomycetes; Eurotiales; Aspergillaceae. The transcript is spliced from 3 exons. Gene Ontology annotation, cellular component: mitochondrial inner membrane; uniplex complex. Gene Ontology annotation, biological process: mitochondrial calcium ion homeostasis; calcium import into the mitochondrion. Gene Ontology annotation, molecular function: uniporter activity; calcium channel activity.
AUGUAUUUUCCGGCACGGAAUUGCGCCCCUAUCGUGUCGGCGGCGACGGGGAGGAUAUUACAACGUGGAGCUCAGUACGCCUCGUUAGGGGAGAUUAGCUCGGCAGGGUUAAAUGGCUGGGCUAGGAAUGCCCCCGCCGUUUCAUCUAGAAAUAUACGUUUAUUCUCAGGGAAGUCUCUUGGAAAGGGUUUUGGUCUUGGGACUCCUGGUGCAUCACUGGUAACCAAGCUGGGAUGUACUGGACCGCCUGCAAUUCCACGGGAUCAUCUUGCAUGGAUUCAGAUCCGGAAAUUCAGCCAAACAGAUCAUACACAUGUCUCAAGCGAUAAGCAAAAGACAGAAGAGCUAUUGGAGAAGUUCGAAGUUCAAGAAGGCAAUCAAGAAGCUCGGCCUCAUGGGACAGUUCUUCAUGAGGAUGGCGACAAGGAAAGGUCUCCGAAGGACGAAGUGAAGUGGCCUGAAAGGAUGACUAAAGGUAAAAUGUUGACGACGCCAUCGCGGCUUUUCAAAUUGAUCAUUCCUUUAACAACCAUCGGCAAUGAAGGCCAUGAUAAAGAAAUUGAACCCAUAGCUAUCCUAGUCCAUCCCCAACAACCACUAUCAUACCUAGAGCGCUUAAUCCAAUCAGAGCUACCCCCAAUCAAAGGCAAUACCGACAAGCUGCGACCACCAGCCAUAUCCUUCAUCGCACUCCAGCAUGAUGACAACGCAAUCAAGCCUAAAAAGCGAAUCGAAGACGAGAUCGACCUAGACGCAAAUCAAUCUAAAGAAAAAGAUUUCAUCCCUGGCAACGACGGUAUUGGUGGUAGCAAGCCCCUUAACGGGCGCCGCCCGCCCACCCAGCAUCGCCGGUCCCGAGAAGAAGACGUCGAAACAUACAGCUAUCCACGUACAACGAACGGCACCCCGCCGCCCAACGGCGAACCCGAGCGCUUUGUGCGCUGGUCACAAGCUACAGAGAUAGGCGACUUUAUCCGGGAUGCUGCGCGUGCGGGCGAGUUCAUCGUGACGAUCGAAGGAGCGCCUUCAGGGCUAAGCCAGAUCCGCGUCACUGUACCGUCAUUCAACGAGCGCACGUAUUACCUCCGCAUGCGGCUACGCAAGCUCUCGCGACGCAUCCAAACUAUGGCGGAUGUGAAGGACGAGUGUGAUGCACUGGCGCAUCGGGGUGCGCAGCGGGUUGCGAUUGGUGGGUUUGGUAUACUUUCUAUCUGGUGGUUUACGGUUUACAGGUUGACCUUCGAGACUGAUCUCGGGUGGGAUACUAUGGAACCUGUGACUUACUUGGUCAGUUUGUCUGCGUUGAUGGGAGGCUACUUGUGGUUCUUGUAUCACAAUCGGGAGAUUUCUUACAAGUCUGCGCUGGACUUCACGAUCAGUGCGAGGCAGAAGAAGCUCUAUCAGUUGCAUAAGAUUGAUUUGCAGCUUUGGGAGUCUUUGAUUGACGAGGGAAACUCGCUUCGUGGAGAGAUCAAGAAUAUCGCGGCUGAAUAUGAUGCUGAGUGGAAUGAGCGGGCUGAUGAGCAAGAUGAACGUGUGACGGAGGUUUUGAAGUCUGAUCGUCGGCAGAAACAUGAGAAGAAGAGGGAUUCAGAUGAUAAGAAUGAUCGGGAUGAUGAUUAA